AUGGAGCCCAUCGACCUCGUACCGAGCGGCUACAGGUUCCUUCCCACGGCGGAGGAACUCUUGGUUGACUACCUCGCCAACUGGGUCGCCGGCGCACCCCUCCCUGGCAGCGCUGUCGCCUUCGCGGACGUCUACGGCACCGAGCUGUGGAAUCUUCUCGGCAGCGAUCGGCAGGAGGGCUAUUUCAUUGCGGAACGCAAGCCCAAGAACAGCGGCAGCUCGCGCGUCGAUCGAAAGGCCGGCAACGGUUCUUGGACUCUGUACAAAAAGCAAGAACCCGUCAAGUCCAUGGUCGGUGGGCGCGAGAUGGUGGUCGGGCGAAAGAGCUGCCUUUCUUUCAACGAUGGCCGGCGGAAGAACUCCGGGUGGACGAUGUACGAGUUCGAGAUGUCAUUCUUGGCUUCGUCUUCGUCGUCGGUCGAUCUUGGCGGUGAGCAGAACUGCACCGACGAUGCGUUCUUCGCCAGAGAGCUUGAAGCCUUGCUGAUGUCGGAUGACACCGACACAGCCACGACUACCAUCCCCAAGGCCUCACCGCCAGGCCUUGUCGAUCUUCUCUCGAUGCCCGAUGACACUCGGAAUGAUUCGACCACGGUCGCAGAUGUUUCCUCCUCAUCGUCGUCGAUAAACUUGGUUGCAUGUGAGCAGAUGUACAGCACCGACGAUGACUUCUUCGCGAGCCUGGAACAGGUCCAUGCCUUGUUGAUGUCCGAUGACACGAUUCCAGCCUUGGUGAUGUUUGGCACCAACACUGAUUCAACCACGGUCGCAGCGGCUUCGUCGUCAUCAUCGAUCGACAUUGUUGAGUGUGAGCAGACGGAGAUCAUAGAUGAUAAUGACGACGACUUCCUGCAAAGGAUUGAAGCCCUCAUGAAGUCCGAUGACACCCCUAUUGAUUCGACUAUGACCUGGUGGUUGGAUCCAUAG
This is a messenger RNA of Musa acuminata AAA Group (dessert banana), 927 nucleotides long. RefSeq names its product protein ATAF2-like. Gene Ontology annotation, biological process: regulation of DNA-templated transcription. Bases 1 to 927 code for a protein of 308 amino acids. Gene Ontology annotation, molecular function: DNA binding. The transcript has 2 exons. The record is from RefSeq and is a predicted model, not a curated record. NCBI's taxonomy places the organism in Eukaryota, Viridiplantae, Streptophyta, Magnoliopsida, Zingiberales, Musaceae.